AUGCCCAACCCGGGCAAGGUCCUCCUGGCGCCGGCCCGCCACACGCCGGCCUCGCUGUGGGGCGCCGAGUACGCGCCGGUGGUGCUGGAUGCUGCGGACAUGCCGGCGGGCGCGCUGUCUGACGGUGGGCGGCGGGCACCGGUGACGCACGGGUGGUGGGUCCCGGGCGGGCCGACGGUCGUCCUCGCGCUGCACGGGCGGUCGCGGUCGAAGGAGUGGACGCUGCCUGCUCUGAGCGGCGUGGCGGGCAACUACUCGCUGCUGGUCUUUGACUUUCCGGGUCAUGGCGCGGCAGGCUUUGGGCUGACCACGGUGGGCCUGCGUGAAGCCGACGUUGUCGAUCUGGCGCUCGACUGGCUGGCGUGGGCGCAUCCGGACGCGGCCGUGGUGGUCUACGGGUGCUCGAUGGGCGGGGCGGCCGGGGCCAUUGCACUCGGCCGGACGCCGCGCGACGGGCAUGUGCUCUCGCUCAUCACCGACGGGGCCUUUGCGCGGCUCGCCGACGUGCCGCGCAACCUUGGGUCGCGGUUCGGGGUUCCUGUCCCAGAUGCGCUGCUGGCUGCGGUCGACGCUGUCCUCGCGCUGCCGAUGCUCUGGGACGGCGUCUCAAUGUUUGAUGUCGAACCGCUGGCGUAUGUGACGGACCUCUCGGUUCCGGCUAUCUUUAUCCACGGCGAGGACGACUUGCUUGUUCCUCCGUCGUCGGCCGAGGAGCUGGCGGCGGCGGCGCCGCACGGAAAGUCAUAUCUCUACAGCGGCGGGCACGACGAGCCAACCAACGCCGAGGUGGUCAAGGCAGUGCGGACGUUUGCGGACAUGUCGCAGUUGCUAGCGGCGAUGGCCAAGAAGGCACGGCUGUCGUAGCAGCAGCACGCGGUUGUGGCUACAUGUUGUCCGGAUCCGGGUUGACGGCGGCGACGAGAGUGGUUGACGACGAGAGCGACGACAUGUGGGCGCGGUGUGCGGUGUGGCGCGAGACGGAGAGGAUGGAGCCGUAGGCCUCGUAGCCGCCGUCGCAGGCAGCCAUGUCGGCGAGGUCGGUCGUGGAUGGGCCAUCGGCGAGCGGGCAGAGCUCGUGGAUGUCCGUCGUGUCGUCAUCCUCGUUCCACACGGGGCAAACACGCCGACAGCGUCCGAAGCGUUGGUAAACGGAUGGCGGAUGG
Messenger RNA from Thecamonas trahens ATCC 50062, 1163 nucleotides. RefSeq names its product alpha/beta superfamily Hydrolase. NCBI's taxonomy places the organism in Eukaryota, Apusomonadida, Apusomonadidae. The transcript has a single exon. The record is from RefSeq and is a predicted model, not a curated record. Bases 1 to 864 code for a protein of 287 amino acids.